Messenger RNA from Anopheles merus, 2173 nucleotides. RefSeq names its product odorant receptor 4-like. NCBI's taxonomy places the organism in Eukaryota, Metazoa, Arthropoda, Insecta, Diptera, Culicidae. Gene Ontology annotation, cellular component: plasma membrane. The record is from RefSeq and is a predicted model, not a curated record. Gene Ontology annotation, molecular function: olfactory receptor activity; odorant binding. The transcript is spliced from 5 exons. Gene Ontology annotation, biological process: detection of chemical stimulus involved in sensory perception of smell; sensory perception of smell.
GAAAGGGAAACGAUGCGAACACACAUCUUCAAUGUCGAGAAUGAGAAUAAUUCCGUUGUGACAUUGCCACUGGUAAGUCGACAAAGAUGGUACGUCUAAGCUUUGAAGAAACGCUACGAAACACCAACCUGAUGCUGCUGAUGAUGGGCAUUCCACCGUGCGAGGAGCCGUACCCGCCGGGAGUACUGCCGUCGCUCAAACGCAACGCGGGCUUUCUCGCGUCCUUCCUGCUGCUCGCCUACACCACGAUCGGUGAGCUGAUCUAUCUGAGGCAGAUGUUCGAGCGAGACGUUACCUUCCUGGAGGUAACCUUUCAAGCGCCCUGCAUCGGGUACUGCAUCAUCGGUGUGCUGAAGAUGGUCAUACUGGCCCGGGGAAGGAACACGAUCGCCGAGCUGGUCGGUUUGUUUCGCGCAAAGUGGACGUCGGCGAUUGUAACCGAUGAGCAUUGGGCGGUGUGCGAGGACACAAUGCGGCCCGCCAUUCGGGUCACCUCGGUAACGGCGCUCGCGAACGUCGUGAUGGGGAUAGCGUUCACCAUCCUGCCGAUCGCGGAGAUGAUCUACACCCAUCACUACACGGGCCGGUGGAACCGGCAGCUUGCCUUCAACAUCUGGUGGCCGUUCGAUGUGCUGGGGGGCGUGAAGUACUACUGGUUCGUCUACCCACUGUACGUGGUGAUUGGGUUCACGGGCAUCAUCAUCCAUAUGGCGUUCGACUGUUUGUUCUGCAUACUGGCGGCCCAUCUCUGUAUGCAGUUUCGCAUCCUGGCGCACAACUUUGGCCAUGUGGUAGAGGUUGCCAAUGGUGCUGGUGAAGGUGGGAGUGGCAGUACCAGUCGGCUACGGGAUGCGAUCCGAAUCCAUCAGGAGUUGAUUGGGUACGAAGGAACCCCAUUGGAUACGGGAGUAAAUCAAUGGCGUAAGUAAUGCAUCCUCAUUUUCAUCCGCAGCUGCAGCGUGUUCAUGCAGAACGUGUUUGGCAAUGCGCUGUUUAUUAACUUCCUCGGCAGCUCCAUCAUAAUCUGCAUCCAGGCGUUUAUGAUAACGGUAACAUGUAGUGUUGUAUUGACGCACCUGGUGUCGUCUGGAGUCUGUUUAUCAAAGCAGCGCCCACCACCAAAACACCCCAAAGCGCUGUACGUGAAUGUACAGGAAUUGCAGAAACCCUGGCUCAGACCUUUUUAUUCCCUGCAAUAUCCUGGUCCUUUCCUGACCCCACAGACGGUUAGCGGAUAUAUGCUGGUAAAGUUUGUCCUCUUCAUGCUAUGCUUUCUGAUCGAGCUGCUGAUGCUGUGUGCGUACGGUGAGGAUAUUGUGGAAUCGAGCCUUGCCGUCAUUGAUGCCGCGUACGGUUGCGAAUGGUACCGGGAAGGGUCGGUGGCGUUCCAUCGAUCCGUGCUGCAAAUUAUACACCGCAGCCAGCAGCCCGUCAUACUGACCGCGUGGAAAAUCUGGCCCAUCCAAAUGAGUACCUUCAGCCAGAUCCUGCAAGCUUCCUGGUCCUACUUUACCCUCCUGAAGACCGUCUACGGGAAUAAGUAAGAGAGAAAGAGAGGAAGAGAGAGAGCAGUAUCGUUCACCCUUUGGAUGAAUCAAUACAAUUUCUAAUCAAGAACCACUGAAAAAUGAAUCAACAUGUUCUCUAGUUGCACAAUAUUGUUCCAUUCAAUACAGCUUCACCACAACGAAGCGUUUCUUGCAUCAGGACAAAACACGUUUCGACAAGCCGCGUCACCUGCUGGCUGGUAAAGGUGGUAAACACAACACUUUGACUCACCGUUUGUGUAACGUAAUGUUACAAAAACAAAACACAAACCCCUGCACCGCCGUCUAUCAGCUGUUGAGGUGGGGCAGUCGUAAAAAAAUAGGGAGAAUACAAAAAAAAAAAAACAAACAACACCAAGCAAACCCUUAUCGCGUACCGGUGCGCACCGGCAAACCCCAAUAAUGGCGACAACAGAGCGAGUGCGAGGAAAAGUGCGAUGACCAAUGGGAAAACUAUUCGCGAGCCCCAAGCUUAUCAGGUUUGAUUUGCUUUCGUCACUGUUUCGCCGGUCAAGUCACGAGUUUUGGGUGGGUCGUAGUGGUGGUGGUGGUGGUGGUCGCCCUUAUCUAAUCGCGUUGUGCACCCGAUCGGUAACCACCACCACGUCACAGAGAUUCCAACCACA